AUGUCAGAUCACACUCUCGCUAGAAUUGCUCGUAGGCUGAGCUCGCUCCCGUCAAUCGCCUUACCUACGGACUACCCGCGUCCAUCUCAUUCGGCGAGUAAAAAAGUGGUUGAAGCUUCUAUUGACGUCAAUCUCAACCAUCGCGCCAGUCUUGCCCUUGCUCGACUAUCACUUCAUGAAGAUGGCAGUCCCGAUCCAAACUCUAGUUCCGAGAGACCCAACCCGCCAAGCCCAUUUCAUAUCCUCUUGGCCACCUUCCUGGCCUUGCUUCAUCGAUAUACGGGAGAGACAGAUAUAGUUGUCGCUACUUCGAGCCGAUCCGCUGAUCACCCAGAUCCAUUGCUUCUGCGGGCUGAACUCCCGCCAGAACGAUCUUUUUGGGGACUCGUUCGAGGAAUAGAACAACUUGAAAAAGAAGCGGAGGCCGAUCAUGUUCCUUUUGAAACGCUGCUACAAACCGUUGGCCAGCGCGAAAAUGAUACCCGUGACUCUCCCUAUACCCCGCUCUUCCGCGUUCGCUUCUUGGAUGCAAUGGACCAGACCGAAUCUCACUUCAUCAACUCCACCUCAAUGACGACCGACCUGACGAUCAUCGUCAAGUCUUCUGUCCCAUCAACUCCUCUGGUGUCCUCACAUGAACCUAUGUUCCCUCGACCAAUAUCGCUGACCUUUUUAUACAACUCGCUCUUGUUCACAUCAACUCGGAUUCACCUCAUGAUUGAUCAGCUUUCGCAGCUGUUGAUUCAAGCCUCGAUGCGGCCAAGUGCAAAAUUGUCCACCAUUCCUUUUUUGACUCCUUCCCAGCUCUCACUCCUUCCUGAUCCACGCCAGGAUCUCAAUUGGACAACUUGGCCCGGUCCCAUUACUCGGAUCUUUUCUGCCAACGCUCAACGACACCCUGAAAAGCUCUGUGUAUCAGAGCAUCUCAUCAGUCAAACUGCUGGUGACCUAUCACAACCACCCCAAAAUCGUCUACGGACAUUCAAUUAUCGGCAGAUCGAUCAGGCAUCCAACAUUCUUGCUCACCAGUUACUGGCAGGUGGCAUUGAGCCGGAGGAUGUAGUGACCAUAUACUCAACCCGUGGUGUGGACUUGGUAGUUGCCAUCGUUGGUAUCCUCAAAGCUGGCGCUACAUUCAGCGUGAUCGACCCAGCUUAUCCAAAUCAGCGUCAAAAGAUCUACCUACAAGUCUCUCGUCCUCGUGGUUUGAUAGUCCUAGAGCGCGCCGGUAAAUUAUCUCAAGAGGUACAGGCAUAUAUUGAUGAAGAGCUUGAUAUCAAAUUAACUAUACCUGCUUUAGCUCUGCAAGAUGAUGGUCACUUGUUAGGAGGUGUUUCAGCCUCGGGAGAAGACCUACUUGCACCUGUACAAUCAACAUCAGACUCAGCACCGGAUGUUUCACUAGGUCCGGACUCAGUUGGAACACUUUCUUUUACCUCUGGAUCCACUGGUAUUCCUAAAGGUGUUAAGGGCAGACAUUUCAGUCUUACUCAUUUUUUCCCUUGGAUGGCUACCGAGUUCAAGUUAGAUAGUAAUAGCAAGUUCACCAUGCUAAGUGGUAUUGCACAUGAUCCAAUCCAACGUGAUAUCUUUACCCCACUCUUUCUCGGAGCCGAAUUGCAUAUUCCUACGGCUGAAGAUAUUGGUACACCUGGCCGACUUGCUGAAUGGAUGGAUGAUACUCAAAUCACUGUUACUCAUCUUACCCCAGCUAUGGGACAACUUCUAUCAGCACAAGCUACUAGGAUUAUACCCUCUUUAUCAAAUGCUUUCUUUGUGGGUGAUAUUCUUACUAAACGAGAUUGUACACGACUUCAACAACUUGCACCCAAUGUUCAAAUCAUCAAUAUGUUCGGUACAACUGAGACUCAGAGAGCUGUAUCGUAUUGUCCUAUUCCACCUAUCUCUCAAGAUUCAAUUUACCUUGAUACUAAAAAGGAUAUCAUCCCUGCUGGUCGAGGUAUGAAGGAUGUUCAAUUACUUGUUGUGAAUCGGUUCGAAAAAAACUUACAGUGUGGGGUUGGAGAAUUGGGUGAGAUCUAUGUGCGGUCGAGUGGGUUGGCAGAGGGUUAUUUGGGUCCAGCGGAGGUCUCAGCUGAGAAGUUUAUGCCGAACUGGUUUACCAGCAAUGGAGCCAUCGGGACCGAUGCUAAAUCGAAUCAAAUCGAAGGCAAGUGGCUUGGGGUUCGAGAUCGGGUCUAUAAAACAGGUGACCUGGGAAGGUAUCUCCCUGAUGGUACUGUAGAGUGUGUGGGUAGAUUAGAUGAUCAGAUCAAGAUUAGAGGUUUCAGGAUCGAAUUAGGAGAGAUUGAUACACACCUUUCACAACAUCCAGCCAUUCGAGAAAAUGUAACGUUGGUAAGAAGAGACAAAGAUGAAGAAAAGAUCUUGGUCAGUUACUUUGUACCGAUGAAAGGUCAAGAGAAUGAACUAAUUAGCGGAAGUGAAGUCGAGGAAGAAGAAGAAGAAGAUGUUAGUGAACUUGAGAAAGGAAUUCGAAAGUAUCGAAAAUUGAUUAAAGAUAUUCGAGAGUAUCUUAAAACUAAGUUACCUACUUAUAGUAUCCCAACACUUUUCGUACCACUGGUUCGUAUGCCACUCAAUCCGAAUGGAAAGAUUGAUAAACCAGCUCUACCAUUCCCAGAUACAGCCAAGUAUCUUACCGCAUCACAAGUCAAAAAUUCGAAAAAAUCCACUUCAACUACUGAACUCACUCAAACUCAAUCUACCAUUCAAUCAAUCUGGCAAACCUUAUUACCUAACAAUCUUUACUCAAAUUCAAUCAUUCCAAUUGAUGAAAGUUUCUUUGAUCUAGGUGGUCAUUCAAUUUUGGCUACUAGAUUAGUAUUUGAGAUUAGAAAGAUGAUGGCUAUCAAUGCUCCACUUGGUCUCGUUUUCGAAAACCCUACCAUUGGUGCUUUGGCUCAUCAACUCGAUCUCUUGAAGAACACGGAUUUUGGUCUAGCUAAGGAUGAUGAAGAGAAGACAGGCGAAGAAUCAAAGGCAACAUCAGAUGUGGCCACAUUUGAUUAUGCAGCUGAUUCAAGGAUGUUGAUGAAGACUUUGAAACCUCGCUAUUCAAAACCUCAAUGGACCGAUGAAACACCCAAGACCGUAUUGCUUACCGGUGUUACAGGAUUUCUAGGAGCGUUCAUACUUCGGGAACUCUUGAGCUGUCCAAAUCAGAUUGGAAAAGUGAUCUGUCAUUUAAGAGCUAAAUCAAAAGAAGCAGGUUUGGUUCGAUUACGUGAAAGCUGCGAGAGUCGAGGAUUUUGGGAUGAGAGUUGGAUGGCGAAUGGUCGAGUUGAGAUUGUUCUUGGGGAUCUUGAAUCCCGUCAAAUCGGAUUAAAUGAUGAUUUAUGGAAGGAAUUAAGUGAACGAGUCGAUCUAGUGGUCCAUAAUGGUGCAUUGGUACAUUGGGUUUAUCCUUAUUCAAAGCUUAGAUCUGCUAAUGUCAUGGCUACCUUGAGCUUGAUUGAAUUCAUGGCGAUUGGUAAAUCAAAAGCAAUGACGUUUGUCUCAAGUACGGCCGUUCUCGAAAAAUCUCACUACGUGGACCUUUCUGAUGUACUAGUACAACGUGGAGGACGAGGAAUACCAGAGACAGACGACCUUGAAGCUAGUGCUACCGGCCUCACCACUGGUUACGGUCAAACCAAAUGGGUCUCCGAACGACUCGUGAUGGAAGCUGGACGUCGAGGUUUAUGUGGAUCAAUUAUCAGACCGGCAUAUAUCGUUGGAGAUUCGAACACAGGUGUGACUAACACUGACGAUUUCCUUUGGAGGUUGGUGAAAGGAUGCGUACAAAUCGGAGCCAUCCCCGAUAUUCACAAUACGGUUAAUAUGCUCCCAGUUAAUGAGGUAGCACGAUUGACAAUGUUAGCAUCAACUCGAAAUCCGAAUGAUCUAAAAGUCUUUCAUCUCACUGCACGUCCCUUACCACGUAUGAAUGAAUUCCUCGAAACUUUGAAAGUUUACGGAUAUAAUGUGAUUAAGGAAGAUUAUCUUACAUGGCGAAUUAAAUUAGAACAAUCAGUGAUGGAUAGUGGACCUGAAGAUAAUGCAUUAUUCCCACUUUUACAUUUUGUUUUGAACGAUUUACCAACAAGUACGAAAUCAGCAGAACUAGAUGAUUCAAAUACAGUUCAAUUGAUUAAAAAUGAUGAUGGAGAUGAAAAUCGAAUGACAGUGAAUGCUGAAAGGAUCGGAAUUUAUCUGGCUUGGCUUGUUCGAGUUGGAUUCUUACCUAAACCGAAUGGAGAUGAUGCAUUCACAUUAUCCAAGGCAAACGAGCGAGAAGGAGUCUCAACUCAUUAG
Messenger RNA from Melampsora larici-populina 98AG31, 4317 nucleotides. RefSeq lists its product as uncharacterized. The transcript has 4 exons. NCBI's taxonomy places the organism in Eukaryota, Fungi, Basidiomycota, Pucciniomycetes, Pucciniales, Melampsoraceae. The coding region runs from base 1 to 4317 and encodes 1438 amino acids. The record is from RefSeq and is a predicted model, not a curated record. Gene Ontology annotation, molecular function: L-aminoadipate-semialdehyde dehydrogenase [NAD(P)+] activity. Gene Ontology annotation, biological process: L-lysine biosynthetic process.